CUAAAUUAAAGCUUGACAACCCGACCCAUUGCCGUACUCACCCGUGUAGCGCACCUGGCGAAAAUCUAGCUCCCUUGUUCAACUUUUUCUCUAUUAUUUACCUUUUUUUUUUUCAUUAUUAUAUCAAUCAUCGAGUCUUGAUUUAAGGUUUCAGGUUUCUACUUUCUAUCGGUUCUUGACAUGGCGGGUGCUGGAAUCCACCCUUAUCACCAGCAGUGGCCGCCGGUACCAGCUCCUCCGCCCCCAGCAGCAUCAGCAGCCGCUCCUCCACUGCCGCCUCCUGUCCACCAUCCUCCUCCACCUGCUCCCUCUCAUGAUGAGGUUCGAACUAUCUUUAUUACGGGUCUUCCCGAAGAUGUCAAAGAGAGAGAGCUACAAAAUUUACUGAGAUGGCUUCCAGGUUAUGAAGCUUCGCAGGUGAACUACAAGGGAGAAAAGCCAAUGGGUUUUGCUCUCUUCUCAAGUGCACAAUUUGCAAUUGCUGCCAAAGAUGCCCUUCAGGAAAUGGUUUUUGAUGCUGAGUCAAAGUCGGUAUUGCACAUAGAGAUGGCCAAGAAGAAUCUAUUUGUGAAAAGAGGAAUUGUAGCAGAUUCUAAUGCAUAUGAUCAAAGCAAACGUUUGCGAACUGCUGGCGAUUAUUCACACAGCGCUUAUACAACUCCAUCUCCAUUUCACCCUCCUGCUCCUGUUUGGGGACCACAUGGGUAUAUGACUCCAACUCCUCCUCCAUAUGAUCCGUAUGGAGGUUAUCCUGUCCCUCCUGUGCCAAUGCCUACCCCUAGUCCUGUGCCUCCUAGCAGUUAUGUGCCUGUUCAGAAUACCAAAGAUAACCCUCCUUGCAAUACGUUAUUUAUUGGCAAUCUUGGAGAGAAUAUUAAUGAGGAAGAACUAGGGGGCCUAUUCAGCGCGCAACCUGGUUUUAAACAAAUGAAGAUCCUGAGACAAGAAAGACAUACUGUUUGCUUUAUAGAGUUUGAAGAUGUGAAUACUGCAACCAAUGUGCACCACAGUUUACAGGGUGCUGUGAUCCCUAGUUCUGGUUCUGUUGGCAUGCGAAUACAAUACUCCAAGAAUCCUUUCGGUAAAAGGAAGGACUCCAGUCAUCCUGUUGCUUCCCCUGGUGCAAAUGGGGCUCCACCACCUAUGACUUACCAGUAGAUCAAGGGGAUGUUCUCUGUAUUCUGUUCUCUGACAAUCACAACUCUACAUGCUAGGAUGCAUCUUGCAGCUUUUGCAUGCAUCCAUGUCAUUGCCACAAUCAGCAUUAGCAUCUUCUCUUGUGUUUGAAUGCACAUAGUGGUAUCAUGAACACACCAUUUGCUCAUGUUAUAUCAAUUUACCUAAGACAUGCAUUUGUCUGCAGCAUUUGUUAUGUCAGGUUAACUUUAUAGGGUUUCAGAUAAUAUAAUUUAAUAUAUGUAGAAGUAACGCAUUAUCUAUAGUUUUGGUUAAUUUGUGUGCUAUUCCACCUCAUAUCGAACAUUGACCAUUCCUUGAUACUGGACUACUGUAGUUCAAUAUUAGGUUCAACUGCGUCAUGCAACAUACAUCUGGAGUUGAUCCAAAUACAUUACAUUACUAACAUGAGAUUAAAAGAUGAUCCUCAGUUGCAUUUCAUGGCAUUAUUUCAAUUUAAAAAACGCUGAAAAUCAUACCAUUUUUCAUUCUAGACUUGGAAUUGUUAGAACCAUUGCCGUAGCCAUACGCACAUUUUGUUCCAGAUUCAUAGGCCCUAUUUGUUCUGGUCAAGUGAAAAAAUGAUUGCCAUGUUUUUAACAUAUUAGGGGUCUUCAAAGCAUAAUUAUAGGACUAAUUUUCGAAAUAUGUAUGCCAGUAUGAUCCAAACACAUUACAUUCAGAAGAAAAUCAUGAUUUUCAUAUCAUACCACUGUUAUGAUCUGAAAAUGUAGGAAGGCAUACCAUUGCACAUUUAUUAUGAGGAAGAAAUAUAACCGUUACCAUAGCCUUAGACACUGUUUAUUCCAUUGAAGUGAAAGGAUGAUGAUCAUCUUUUAAGCAUUUAGGGUCUUCAAAGCAUAAUUAAGGAAGUAUUAGAAGAUUUAUGUGGCUAUGAUAUAUAUGCAGGAUAAGCUACUCUGUUUGAGGUGAACAGUGCUUCAGCUGAUAUUUUUGUUUCAGGUAACCUUUUAGUGGUAGUCAAAAGUGAAAACAUCCCCAUGUGGAUGUUGAGCUGACAGACACCUCUUAGGAAUAAAUGCUUGUUGGUGACAGCUACAACUGCAUGUUUUUUAUUGGCUCUCUAUUUCUGGAGGAACUCUCUUUGGUCUUUUGUUUGAUGCAGAAGAUUAGUGCAGUGUAAGGGAAGAAAUGAAAAUGGUAAAAAAAAAAAAACAGUUACUUGCUGCAGUGAAUAAAAAUUUUCUAACCAUGGCUGACUGAUUAUUUUUAAUCCAUUGGUUAUAUAUAAUAUAAUAUCUUUGGUCGUUUUAACUUGUAGGUUGUAGAGUUAUUCAAGCUGUUCCAUUUCUCCUAGCAACGCAGCUAUUAUUAUAGUGUAGUAUAGGAAGCCCAUUUCUCAUGGAUUUUUCUAGGUUUAACUCGCUCUUUUGUUUUGGGUCACGUUUGUAGUUACAUAACUGAUAUAAUGUGCAAGCCUUGAAAGUCCAAGCAAUUAUGCAUACAUCCCAGAUAAAAUAAUUUAAUUAUUAAUUCUAUAAUUUGACUAAGCCACACGCUUCCGGCUCAGUGGUUUGCCUCUCCCCUAAGACAGAGGUUAAUGUUGCUUGUUUGACGGUAAGCUGCCACAUGCAUCAUCCUCCACUGUCAAAUGCUCCCUUCAGUCCGUUGGUGUCAAGAUCAGAUCAGUUCAGUCCAGCCAUGACUAGCUCUUUUCAGCGUCAAGACCAGCCACCCACGCCCAAGAUCAGCAACUUCCUCUCCUUUUCGCCUUUGACCUCC
This is a messenger RNA of Durio zibethinus, 2919 nucleotides long. RefSeq lists its product as uncharacterized. Gene Ontology annotation, molecular function: RNA binding. NCBI's taxonomy places the organism in Eukaryota, Viridiplantae, Streptophyta, Magnoliopsida, Malvales, Malvaceae. The record is from RefSeq and is a predicted model, not a curated record.